CCCUCUGCUCCCCUUCUCCUUUUCUUUUCCUUUACCCAGCAACAAAACCCCUAAUUCCUUUUCAUUUCCAUACGAGACCGCCGCGUUUCCAAUCGCCAACCCACCAAUUAGAAAAGAAUCCCUCUGCUCCCCUUCUCCUUUUCUUUUCCUUUACCCAGCAACAAAACCCCUAAUUCCUUUGCUUUUCCAUACGAGACCGCCGCGUUUCCAAUCGCAACCUGCCGGUGACUUCGUCCUCCUCCACGACCACCACCAUCUCCAAGCCGCCUUAAAUCGACGGCCUCCUCGCCAGAGCCGGGUACAAGGUCCGUGCAUCCGACCAUCGCCACGUCGCCCAGCGGCUCGAGACCGCCAUGCUCAACUCGCCCUCCCAGCACCUCUCCCUCCUCGCCUCCAACGCCGUCCUCUACAACCCUUCCGAUCUCUCCACCUGGGGUACUGCCGAUUGGAUCGGCCGAGAUGGUAGGGUGGAGGCGAAGCGGUGAGGGCGGAGGAACGCAGGGGAGUCGUCGCCGACGGGCUGGCCGAUAUGGGAGUGUGGAGGUGGCGGAGCGCAGGGGAGGGGAGUCGUCGCCGCUUCUGAGAAGAAGGCUGGGCGAUGUGUGGAGGCGGCUGGGCGAUGGAUUGGCCGAUGUGUUUGUGAGGGAGGAACGAAGGCCAAGCUACUAGGGUUGGGGUGUUUUAGGGAUGGCAAAACUACGUCGUUUAGGUCGGUCGGUUAGCGUCGGUUAGCCGGUUAACCGACAUCGGUUUUUCGGCUAACCGCCUAACCACUAACCACCUCCGACAACCGACCGCCACUUGUUUUUUCGGUUUCCGGUUAGCUGCUAACCGGCAGUUAAUGGUUAGACCGGCCGGUUAGCCGCUAACCGGCAACCGAAAUGACAGCCCUAACUAAAAUAACGGAUCGAUAACUUAAUCAGCCUCUACUUUUUUAAUGGUUUAUUAUCUAGAUUUUUCGUGCAUAACCAUUUGUUCUUUUCUUAAUUUUUUAUUAUUGAAUAAAAAAUAAUUUAGCAUAGAUAUUAAUGCAUAAUCAACUCAAUCCAACACAUGUACACAAUAACAAUUCUACCGUCAAAUUUGAUUAAAGAAGAAGACAAGAAUAAGAGACCCAACAACAAUUACUCAACUCAUAAACCCCACCAAAUUACAUGGAAGGUUAAAUGUUACUGAUUGUUGUUGAGCAACUGUGUGAAAGUCCAACUUUUUACUGUACUCCUUGUAAAUCACUUCUUUUAAAUUAUUCUCAUUUGAAUCUAAGCCACUAUUACAACUAUGGUAAAAAAAAUAGAUGUUGUAGGUCUUCAAACAUCUCAUUAUUUUCGACGUAUAUGAAAAUGAUCGUAACGAUUACUCGAUUAACCGUUUAACCGUCGGCUACUGUUUAACUGUCAGUUAGUAAUUAGCUAAUCAUUUACUGUUUAAUCGACAGUGUAACCAUCAAACAUCAAUUCUGAUCCGGUUAUUGGUUACACCGCAGACACGGAAAAAAUCCAAAACUACCACUGUUUAAAAAAAAUUACAAAAAUACCACUCACUCCAAAUAAUUUCCAAAAAUACCAUCCUUUAUAUUAAUCCGCGCCUCUAAUGAGAGGUUUUUAAUAAAACCGCGCCUCCAGGAAGCGUUUUACAUUAUAACCGCGCCUCCAGGCAGCGUUUUUAAUUUCCAGAAAAAAACGCUUCUGGAAGGCGCGGUUAUAGGCUAACCCUACCACAAAACGCUUCAAGAGGGAGCGUUUAACUGUCGGCAUUACAAACCGCCUCCCCAAGCGGCGGUUUACAAUGUCAGUACAUAAACCGCUGCCCCAAGG
Linum trigynum is the source of this 1814-nucleotide messenger RNA. The record is from the annotation of a GenBank genome assembly. NCBI's taxonomy places the organism in Eukaryota, Viridiplantae, Streptophyta, Magnoliopsida, Malpighiales, Linaceae.